Molecule: messenger RNA, 1364 nt
Organism: Brassica oleracea var. oleracea
Lineage: Eukaryota; Viridiplantae; Streptophyta; Magnoliopsida; Brassicales; Brassicaceae
Product: probable receptor-like protein kinase At1g67000
Biological process (GO): protein phosphorylation
Molecular function (GO): protein kinase activity; ATP binding
Source: RefSeq, a predicted model, not a curated record
GUUACACCAUCGGAAGCAGUGAAUCGUGCCAACAGUGUUUAUCAUCUGGCGGUAUCUGUGGUUCUAUGUCAGGUUCUGAGAGUUUCCGGUGUCUCUGCCGAGACAGACCUCACAUGUCUACGUGCAACGACGAAGGAUGUACACAACUUGUUUUGCCUUUCCAUUUAACAAGUACUACAAGUUUGUAUUGUACUAAUGAUGCACAUUCUUUUUAUAUGCAGCAAUCAACUGGAACGUAAAGAUUUUCAUUGGUUUAAUAGCAGCAGGAACUGGAAUUGCUUUGGUGAUGAUAGCACUGUUUUUACACAAAUUGAAAAAAUGUUGUGUUAAGAGACCAAAACUUGAAGCACUCAUACCCCUGAAACGAUAUAGUUAUGCACAAGUCAAGAAAAUCACAAAGUCUUUCACAGAUGGAGUUGGAAAAGGAGGGUUUGGGAUUGUCUACAAAGGAGUCCUUCAUGAUGGCCGCAAGGUUGCAGUAAAAGUCUUGAAAGACUCAAAGCGUAAUAAUGGCGAAGACUUUAUCAAUGAAGUUGCGAGCAUGAGCAAAACAUCACAUGUCAACAUUGUUACCCUGCUUGGAUUUUGUUAUGAAGGUUCUAAAAGAGCAAUUAUAUAUGAAUUUAUGGAAAAGGGGUCUCUGGAUAAGUAUAUGUCAUCAGAUAUAGACCGGAGUGCACUAUAUGGGAUCGCGCUAGGUGUUGCUCGUGGUCUAGAGUAUUUACACAAUGGGUGCAGAGAAAGGAUUGUGCAUUUUGAUAUAAAACCACAGAAUAUAUUGCUAGAUGACAAUCUCUGCCCAAAAGUUUCAGACUUCGGCCUCGCUAAGCUUUGUGAGAAUAAAGAAAGCAUAAUGUCACUACUAGACACAAGGGGAACAAUAGGGUACAUUGCUCCUGAAGUGUUUUCGAGAAUGUAUGGAAGAGUCUCCCACAAAUCAGAUGUGUAUAGCUACGGCAUGUUAGUUCUUGAGAUGAUAGGAGCAAGGAACAAAAAAACUCCAGAAGACUCUACAUCAAACGAAAGCUCAAUGUACUUUCCUGAAUGGAUAUACAAGGAUCUUGAGAAGGGCUACAAUAAAAGGCUUAUUGAGAACGGAAUCAGCUGCGAAGAAGAUAAGAUUGUUAGAAAGAUGACAUUGGUGGGCUUGUGGUGCAUUCAGUCUUCCCCAUCAAACAGACCAUCGAUGAAUAAAGUUGUAGAGAUGAUGGAAGGAAGCGAGGAUGCUCUUGAAGUCCCUCCUAAGCCUGUGUUGCCACAAAUUCCAGCAGCGCCUCUUCUCGAAUCUUCUUGGAUUUCAGAGGAGAAUUCAAGCCCCUCUGAGGUAUGACGUGAUCCAUAAACUCGGAAAGUUUUACUUGAUG